This is a messenger RNA of Galleria mellonella (greater wax moth), 5677 nucleotides long. Its product is annotated as gamma-tubulin complex component 2-like. The record is from RefSeq and is a predicted model, not a curated record. Lineage: Eukaryota; Metazoa; Arthropoda; Insecta; Lepidoptera; Pyralidae. The transcript has 16 exons. Gene Ontology annotation, biological process: meiotic cell cycle; spindle assembly; cytoplasmic microtubule organization. The coding region runs from base 118 to 2694 and encodes 858 amino acids. Gene Ontology annotation, cellular component: equatorial microtubule organizing center; gamma-tubulin small complex; spindle pole. Gene Ontology annotation, molecular function: gamma-tubulin binding; microtubule minus-end binding.
AACUGUCAAGUUUGUUAGUGUCAAAAUUAUUAACUGUCAAAUAGAUUCGAUCAAAUCAUUUGAACCAAACAGAUGAAGCGUUUAUUUAAUUUAAUUCGAAUAUACAUCAAUAAAUAAAUGUACCAAAACUGGAUAUUACCGAAGGAUAAGAUGCAAACUACUAUCAAAGAAUUACUUGACGCAUUGGGAUGUAAUUUGGAAGCAGACACGGUUUUAGACUAUAUUCAAAAUGAUUCUAACUACGGUAAUAGUAAUCUUUCAUCUAAACAAGUAAAUGAGUAUGCACAGAGGUUGGCACUUAAAGCGUCUAACGCCAAGACAUUUCUCAAGAAAUAUGAAGACUUAAAAAGCCGCAACAUUGACAAUUUGUCUGAUAUAAUAUUAUUAUUUUACAAGUUGGUCUAUGAUGAAAAGAAAUCAAAAUUUUUUAAGCCAAAAGUUGCUCCAAAACCAAUUUUGGGUGACAGCAAACAUCAGAUUACUAAAGAAGAUGUUCCUCAGAUCAAAGACAAAUUGUUGAAAGCUGUAGAUGAAAGCAAGAAACUUGUCAUGAAGUCAUUUGAAGAAAAAGAAUCCAAACUACGACCUAAUUGGUAUAGCAGUUUGGACCUUCCCAAUUGGCAGAAGGACCAUCCGGCUAUGUCAUGGGACUUUCCUAAAGAGCCUUUACCUAUCAAUGCUUCUUUGGCUGGGGUUCCAAUAGUUUCUCAAGAAAAUAUAAUCAUAGAUGAGUUGCUGUAUGUAUUUACUGGAAUUCCUGGCAAUUAUAUUAUCCAUCAAACAGUGAAAGAUACCUUUGACCCUCGUACAUUCAUCAUAUCUGACGACCUAGAUGACGCCUUGAAGCAAAUAGUUCAACAAAUGCUUCCAUUGGCAUCUAAUUAUUCGAUAGUGAGGAGAUUUAUUGAACACUGCAAUAUGUGGUCUGGUCAAGUACUACAUGCAUUAGUUGCUGCUAUUGAAAUCCUGCUAAAAGACUAUUAUACAAUGAUAGCCCAACUGGAAACUGAGCACAUGUCUGGGAAUCUAACAUUGCAAAAAUUAUGGUAUUUUGUCUUGCCUACUAUGCAUACUAUGCAAGUUCUUGCCGCAAUUGUCACUAAUAUUGGAAAGAGUGAACUCCGUGGAGGCGCUGUUUUAACAGUGCUUCACGAUAAAACAAACACACUGAUGGGUGACGCCAGAGCCCAAGAGAUAUCAUUAUUCUUAACCGAGCGUUCAUGCCGACCUUACCUUUCCAUACUGGAUCAAUGGAUACAUAAAGGCACUAUUGUAGAUCCCUUUCAAGAGUUCAUGAUUGAAGAUAAUGAACUAAUUAAUAAGGAAGAAUUACCAGUAGAUUAUUCAGCUGAUUACUGGGAGAAACGUUAUUGCAUCCAAAGAGAUAGAGUGCCCAAAUUUCUAGACAAAUUCACUGACAUUAUCCUCCGAACUGGAAAAUAUUUGAAUGUCAUCAGUCAGUGCGGUAAAGCAAUCAUGAAAACGAACACAGAAGAAAUUAAAUAUUCAUUGAGAGAACAAAACUAUGGUGCCAUAAUACAAAAAGCUUAUGCAUAUGCCAGUAAAUCUUUACUAGAACUAUUGUUGAAGGAAUAUGACUUAAUGGGUAGACUCAAGUCAGUCAAGAAUUACUUUCUUAUGAGUCAGGGUGAUUUCAUUGUACAGUUCAUGGAUGCUACUGAGCAAGAACUCUCAAAGAAGAUUGAUGACAUCAUACCCUCCAAGCUGGAAUCACUUUUGGGUCUUUGUUUAAGGUUGUCAGCAGCUAGUCAUGAUCCGUACAAUGAAGACAUGAGAGUAGAACUUCUGCCAUAUGAUCUCCAAUUUCAGAUGUUCAAGAUUUUAUCUAUAGAAACAGAAGAAGAAAAAGAAUACAAACAAAACAAAGAUUGCCCACCUCUGACUGGUAUAGAGACAUUUUCAUUUGGUAUGGAAGUGAAGUGGCCAGUCUCACUGAUACUGAACCAUAAGGCGAUUGCUUGCUACCAGAUGAUAUUCAGACACCUAUUCUAUUGUAAACAUGUGGAAAGACUGCUUUGCAGGGUGUGGUUGUACAAUAAAGUUGUUAAACGUUUUUCUGAGGCACGUCUCUAUGCGGAUGCGUUUGCUCUACGUCAACGAAUGCUCAGCUGCAUACAACACCUGCAAUACUACAUGUGUGUUGAAGUCAUUGAACCAUCCUGGUGCCAGCUUAUACAUAGUCUUGAUAAGGUCAACAACGUGGAUGAAGUGCUCGAGCGGCACAAUGACUUUUUGGAGUCGUGUCUCGGCGACUGCAUGCUGACAAGUCCUCAGUUACUGAAAGCCGUCACCACACUAUGUCUUGUCUGCGUACAGUUCUGCACUUUCAUACAGGAGAUGCACAAGUACUUCGUGGACGCAGAGCUUAACAGUAUGCUUGGAUCAGCGUAUGACAAUACAGACUAUAGUGAGACUACCGGCUGUUGUGGAUCCACAACGAGCGGAUCGGCAGACUCGUUUUCCCGUUCCGUUUCCCGAUACGGUCUGCGUUUCACUGCCGCGUUGCUUUCCGUGCUUGCAAUAAUCGAGAGGAUGGCCCGCGACAACAACACCAAUAAGCUAUUGAACAUAUCUGCCAGACUGAACUUCAACACAUACUACGUGAAACAACUUGAAAAAUUCUGUGCGGACGACAAGCUGAUGGAUAGCGAUAAGAAGGCUAGCGCCUCCUAGCGGCGGCCGGCGCGUUCGCGCACUAAACUCGUCACCUCAGUGUGAACACCUUUAUACACAUCAAACUCCGUGCAAUGACAGAUUCAUGUGUGAACAUCAAUUUUUAUAAAAAUGACAAUCUGUGCAUUUCGUAAUAUACAGAUGUUUACCAUGUAAUGGUUUGCCAUAUUCUAUUCGCCAGCUACCAAGCAAUAUUAUCAUAAAUUCGUAGUUAUGUAGAAAUAACAACCAAAAAUCACUGGUUAAACUAAACAAAUAUGUGUACCAUAGUGUUUAAACUCUUUACUAAUGUAUUCAGUCACAAAAUGAUAUUUUCUUAUGAAAAUAAUGCAAAUUUGUCACAUAAAGUAAUACUUACAUAGUUUUAAAUAUAUAUAGUGCAUAAUUAAUGUAAGUAUUGGAUUUAAAAUAAUAUUGUUCAGGAUAAUACUCGUAUAACUUGUACGCCACACUGUGAUCACUAUUAAAAAAAUCUCAGAAGUACAAAUUAUACUAUUAACAAUUAUAAUUAAUAUCGUAUAUUGGUAAACAAUGUGCACAAUGUCAUUAUGUUAGUCACUUAAAUUAACCAUAACUCCACUAGUUAAUUACAAUAUUAUUAAUAGAUUACAUAAAGAGCAAAUAAACUACAAGUAUUUUUGAUAUAAAAAUCUCAAUAAUUAAAUUAAAUUAUUUUAAAUAUCCAUUUAAAACUGUUUGUAGGUGAUUGUGGUUUCAUGAGUCAGUGAUUCGUCACAAAUAAUUUGCCAUAUUUUUCAGUUACUCGCCCCACGCAUGCAUUUGGUCAUAUACGUAUUAAUCGCAGCUUGUCAUAUAGGCUCGUCACGAAAAGAGAUCUAUUCUUUAAUGAAGAAAAUAAGACCAAACCUUCUUUUUACGGUUAUGGUCUUCUUCCUCAUUUACUCAUUUUUUUUUUUAUAAAAUUUUAUGAGGAAAUUUUUUAACCCAAAAUUUUCACUCAUAAAACUCGAAAAUUCACAUGACAACAUGUAAUUUUUCAAAAGUUUUCUUUUAUACAAACCUCCGGACAUUAUUAGCACAACAAAAAAUAAAUAUUUAUUUAUAUAAUACUUUAUUGCACCAAGUAAAAACAAAAUAACAAAUACAGUAAAUAUUAAUGCGAAGUGAUACAAAAGGCGGCGAAAUAGCCGAAUAAGUGCAGCCUACGUACAUUAGGAAAUAGAUUUUUAUUUAUAUAGUUUUAAAAAAUGAGAUUUUUAUCUUGUUUUUUAAAUACUAUAAAUUUAAAUACAAGUCUGUUAUAGAUGUGGAUUGGAAUCGGAUAUCAAUAGCGUUUGUGUCAAACUGCGAUUGUGCUGAAAUACGUUUAUGGCAGACUGGGAUUAUCACAAAAAUAGGUUCGUGAUAUGGGACGCGUAAUUCAUAUUUUUUAUAUCAGUAUUGGUGCAUUAUCAUGACAUUAAUUAUUUUAGUUGAUCGGUGUUAUUUUUGUAAAACGUUCUUCUAUGUGUUCUUUGAAUAGACGCGAGUAAAAUAAUUCUAACAUCAAGUUUCGUCAUUCGCAAUUAUAAAAAUAAUAUAUACUAUAACGAUAUAGACUUUGCGGUUUAUCACUAAAUAAAUAAAAUUAAAAGGAUUAUCGUAUGUGUUCAAAAUACGAUUUCUAUCAUAGAGUGUAGAAUUGGUAGUGACAUAAAGACAUUAUAAAUUAGGAUAUGAAAUUAGUUCCGAAGUAUUAUAUAUGAAGGUGAGUCGUAAUGGGAGUUACACCAAAACCAACUGUAUGAAAAGAUCAAAAAAUAUUUUGCAAUUAUACUCUAUGGGGAAAGAUAUUCAAAUUCAUAAAUACUAUCACUGGGUUUCAUUUGUAUACACCCAUUAUGACUGACCCUGUAUAGUUUUAGUGUGAUUGAUGUAGGUAUGCGAAGUACACGUUUCAAAUGGAAUUAGUCAUUGUAUGUGAAUUCAAUUUUAGUCUAGAUUAAAUUUUACAUUUGUUGUAAAAGGCUGUGCUUAUUAGCCUAAUGUUUUAGUGAUUUAAUCUAGUAUUUCUCUCAUAGUACACGUUGUUGACCUGUGCCAUUUUUACAAUUUGGUAUUUCUGAUACGGUUACUCGAAAAAUCUCAAUUAUUAUAAGUUGUCCCACCUAAUUGUUAAAUUUCUCCUCAGAAAUUAUGUUGUUCUCAAUUUACCUGCUGUUAAUAAGCUGGCAAAGAUUUCUAGAUCAUACAGCCUGUUUUUGAUGGUAUUAUAUAUUGUUAAAAAGUUGAAUGCUUUCAAGCCUUUUCUGUAAGUACUAUAUUUUUAGGAUAAAAUAAUGUGUGUUUAUUUCAAUAAUGUCACAAAUAUGCAACAUAUAAACAUGGGAUCAUUGUUAUUUAUUGUAAUCAUGCAAUGCAAAAAUAAGUGGAAUAUAUAUUCAGAUCAUUAUAUGUAUGAAUUGAAAUAUUAAAGGAUGUGAUGUUAAAAGAUAAUUACAGGCCAUUGUAUAGGAAAUAAGAAUAAAUAUCAAAGUAGAAUCGACAUUAUCUUGAAAUCAAUAAUAAUUACAAUCAAUUUAAAUUCAAACAACAGAUACCGCAAGUAGUGAAAGCGUUCGUCUCACUCACUCAUAUGUAUCGCGUCAUAACGAAAAAUAAUUUGUUAAAUGCAAAUCAAUUUGUGGUACCCCUCGAUAGGGAAUAUUGGUACAUUUUAGUAACAAUGCCACAUUUACAAAAGAAACUAUGUGACUGUCACUUCUACCCAAUCUGUAUUAUCGUAGAAGGAAGAUACUGUUUUAUUCAUUGUGUAAUAAUUCCCCCACGUAUUGCCUUUAUUAAUUAAUGAUAAUUUACACAAAAUUAUAAUCGGCUUGAUAACUUCAAUUGUACUUUAUUCACUUAAUAAUACUAUAUUUUAUUAUUUGAUAUAUUGUUGCCAAUCACAUAUCGUUGCAAGUAUUUAAACAAUAUUAAAUCUUAGUAAGCUGGUUGUAAAUACCAUCGUUAUUUUUUAUUUCAAUAAAAUAUUAAUAAACUA